This is a messenger RNA of Lymnaea stagnalis (great pond snail), 684 nucleotides long. NCBI's taxonomy places the organism in Eukaryota, Metazoa, Mollusca, Gastropoda, Lymnaeidae. The record is from the annotation of a GenBank genome assembly.
AUGUUGACAAAACCAGAAAUAGCCUGUGCCAUCAUUGAAGGAAUAUCAUCCAUGAGAGAAGAUGAAGAACUCCAGGAUUUCGUUGUUGAAGUUGAAGGCAAAGAAUUUAAAUGUCAUCGCCUGAUACUCAGCGCGUGUUCUGGAUUUUUCCGUGGUCUUCUCAGGUCUGGGAUGAAUGAGUCGCAGAAACAAAGAAUAAAACUUGAAGGCGUGUCAGUAGAAACGUUCGCUGCCAUCUUAGAAACUCUCUACACCGGAAGGGACAAUCUGACACGUGAAAACAUGCUAAAUAUUUUGUUAGCUGCAGAUCGAUUUGAAAUAACAGCUGUCUUUGAUAAUUGUAUAAAUUUCAUAAGAACAAACAUUUGCAAUGAAAAGGUCGUUUCUUAUUGGAUAGUAGCUUCUCAACUUAUGCACAAAAAUGUCAUAGCACUUUGCGAAUUGUUUCUCAGAAACAAUACAUCCCUCGAAAACUGGGAAAUUAUGUAUUCCACGGCACAUAACUUGGGAUCAUCCUCGAUUUUGUUACAUAUUCGAGAUUUUAUCAAGAAAAAUUAUGAACACGUUAUGAAAUCCAAUGCUUUUCUACUUCUUCGAGAAAACGAUUUGCUUAAAAUUAUAAAAAGUCAAGAACUGUUGGUAUCUUCUGAAGAUGUUGUCAUUGAGUCUAUUCUAAAUUGGGUC